AUGGUGGGAUCUGAAAUUGAAGCAUACGUAAAGCGGUCGUAUGAGUUGGCGGACAUGUGCCCGAAUAUGUCCCGACCCAUGCCUCGAAGAAUUGAGUUGUUCAUCAAGGGAUUACCUCCACGAGUGAAGGUGGAGAGUAAUUCACUACCACCGCGUGUUUCUGCCACUACUGCUGCUACAUCCACCGCAACUGUACCCGCUAGUGACAACAAGCGGAAAUGGAACGAUGUUGACAAAGCAACUAAUGCUAGCCAGUCUCAGAAAAGGCCAGAAAAAAGUAUCAACCGCAGUAUCAGUCAGUCGUCUUCCGUCAAUCAAGGCCAAGGAGGUAGCCAAAAUCAGGGUUCUUAUGUUAGGAAGAAGCCACAGUGCAACAAGUGUGGCUAUCAUCAUUACGGGCAGUGCGCCCGGGCAUGCCGCAGGUGUGAGAAAGUGGGCCAUGAGGCCAAAGAUUGUAGGGCCCCGCAGCCGAAACAUCAACAGCAGCAAAACCAGCAGUAUCAGAGACAGCAGAGGCAGCCACCUCAGCAGAAUCAGGGUUUUAAGAAAGGGUGCUAUCAGUGUGGGGAUGAGGGCCACUUCAAGCGGGAUUACCCUCAGUUGAAUCAGAACGCCAACGAUAACAACCGCCAGAAUAACAACAAUGCUGGAAACAACAACAACAAUGGCAACAAUGGGGGCAACAGUGCUCGUGGAAGGGUGUUCAUGAUCGGGGCUGGGGAUGCUAGGAACGACGGCAAUGUCGUGGCUGAGUUUAGCCAGCGACUAGGAUUAACUCCCACACCUUUAGAGGUUAAGCAAGUAGUAGAAUUAGCCGAUGGUAAAACGAUAGAAGCUUCGCAUGUCCUUUUUGGGUGUAAACUAGAUCUCGUGGGUCAAGUAUUUGAUAUUGAUCUUCUUCCUAUUACCCUCGGUAGUUUUGAUAUAGUGGUUGGUAUGGAUUGGCUAUCCAAGCACCAAGCUGAGAUUCUAUGUAAGGAAAAGAUUGUGCGUAUCCCUACACCUGAAGGAGAGCCAUUGUUGGUUCAGGGGCAUCGCAGUGGUGUGAUGGUUGGUAUUAUUUCAUCUAUGCAAGCACAGAAAUGCCUACGAAAGGGGUAUCCUUCUAUUUUGGCACUUGUUAUGGAUACUCCGUCAGGAGAAAGGAAGAUCGAGGAUCUGCCAGUGGUACAUGAAUUCGCCGAUGUAUUUCCUGAGGAGCUUCCUGGCUUACCUCCUCAUCGCCAAGUAGAAUUUCAGAUCGAACUUGCACCAGGAGCAGCUCCAAUUGCUCGUGCUCCUUACCGUCAGGAACCUAACUUCUAG
Molecule: messenger RNA, 1305 nt
Organism: Helianthus annuus (common sunflower)
Lineage: Eukaryota; Viridiplantae; Streptophyta; Magnoliopsida; Asterales; Asteraceae
Exons: 4
Coding region: 1-1305 (434 amino acids)
Molecular function (GO): nucleic acid binding; zinc ion binding
Source: RefSeq, a predicted model, not a curated record